AGUCAUGGCGUUUAGAGAAGAACUUAACUUGCCCGUCGAAUAUCACACACACCACCAAAACCUGAUGUAGGUACAAAGCUAUAAAAGUGUGGCCACAUAUGUCCGCGCUCAGCUCUCCACGUCCAGUCGGCCGAGGACUCCGACAAUGAAGGCAGAGAAGUUCACCUCCUCGCCAAAGUGCAACAGCCGCCCAAUGGAGCCCAAACCAGUGACUGACUCCGAGGACUGAGAAAGUGAGGAUAAAAUGAAAACAAAUGGCAGCCGCUUAACGAACACUUCUGCUUCGCUGGCCCCCUCUGAGCUCACACUCACGCGUCCUCCGUGGGUUUCUACAACUUUGGGGAGCGUCCUGAUAUUCACCAUCAUUGUCGACAUACUGGGCAACCUGCUGGUGAUUUUCUCCGUGUACAGGAAUAAGAAGCUGAGGAACGCAGGGAACAUAUUUGUGGUGAGCCUGGCAGUAGCUGACCUAGUGGUGGCUGUUUACCCCUACCCCCUGGUGCUGAUGUCCAUUUUCCACAAUGGAUGGAACUUGGGCUUUGUCCACUGCCAAAUCAGUGGGUUCCUGAUGGGACUGAGCGUCAUCGGAUCUAUAUUUAACAUCACUGGCAUCGCGAUCAACCGCUAUUGUUACAUUUGUCACAGCCUCAAGUAUGAUAAGCUGUACAGUGAUAAAAACUCCCUCUGCUAUGUGCUUCUUAUCUGGAUACUGACUGUGGUGGCUAUAGUGCCAAACUUCUUUGUGGGCUCGCUACAGUAUGACCCAAGAGUGUACUCAUGCACGUUUGCGCAGUCAGCCAGUUCAGCCUACACCAUCGCCGUGGUCUUCUUCCAUUUCAUCCUGCCCAUCUUGAUCGUCACCUACUGCUACUUGAGGAUUUGGAUCUUGGUCAUCCAGGUGCGGCGGCGCGUCAAGCCCGAGUUCCGGCCCAAGCUGACGCCGCAUGACGUCAGGAACUUCGUCACCAUGUUCGUGGUGUUUGUGCUUUUCGCUGUCUGCUGGGCUCCCCUCAACUUCAUUGGCCUGGCCGUUGCUGUGGACCCCGUGCGGGUGGCGCCGCUCAUCCCUGAGUGGUUUUUUGUAUCAAGUUACUUCAUGGCCUACUUCAACAGCUGCCUUAAUGCAAUCGUAUAUGGACUGCUCAAUCAGAACUUCAGAAGAGAGUACAAAAAAAUCAUCGUGUCAUUUUGCACUGCUAGGAUGUUCUUCCCGGAAAGCUCGAACGAAGGUGUUGACAGGAUCAAAAGCAAGCCAUCCCCUUUAAUGACAAACAAUAACCAAGUGAAAGUAGACUCGGUAUGAAAGCUCUAGAAGGCUUGGGACACUGUGAACCAGAAAUAUGCCAAAUACCCAUCUCAGUAAGCUCCAGAUAAAGAGUAAGCCACAGUAAACAAUGCUGUACAGUGAUAAAAGUAUAAACAGUAUAUUCAAACAUACAGGGGUGCAGAUUGUUUUUGCCAAUAUUAUGUCUCAGUGUUUACAAUAUUUCAUAAUGAAGGAGAUGUAUUUAUUUUAUUUGUGACAUUUGGCAGUUUUGCAAAAGAGAUGUGCUUAUAAUGCCAUCAACUCUUGUUCAUAUGUUGAAGUGGACAUUAAGCUGAAGAAACAUCUAUUUAAGCACAUAUCCUCAAUAUGCAUUUGACAAAGUGAUUUGAUUUGUUGACUUAACUCAGAAUUUGACUCAGGCGCCUUCCUGUUUCGCCUUCCUGGUUCUGCUCACAGUCUUAAAAAGGCUCUCUGUAGCACACACCAAAACAGUUUUUAACAGAGUGAGCUGUAAAUCCAGAGACGGUGUGUUUCGGCGACAAAGCUUCAGAGCUUACCAGCAAAAGUUUGGUCAUACAACCGUUGCGCCAACAAGAAAGUGUUGCUUUGUUAAAUGCAAAUAUUUUACGGCUCUAGUGGCAGACUGUCCAUUACACAGACGUCAUAUAUUUUGUUUGUUUUUGAAGGGUUACUUCUAAAUUUGUAUAACCAUAUCAUAUGUAUCAUGUUAUAUAUUAAUAAAAUGACAGAAUGCUCCAAGUAAAA
This is a messenger RNA of Pygocentrus nattereri (red-bellied piranha), 2032 nucleotides long. RefSeq names its product melatonin receptor 1A b (gene mtnr1ab). Gene Ontology annotation, biological process: G protein-coupled receptor signaling pathway. Gene Ontology annotation, cellular component: membrane. The transcript is spliced from 2 exons. NCBI's taxonomy places the organism in Eukaryota, Metazoa, Chordata, Actinopteri, Characiformes, Serrasalmidae. Gene Ontology annotation, molecular function: melatonin receptor activity. The record is from RefSeq and is a predicted model, not a curated record. The coding region runs from base 245 to 1303 and encodes 352 amino acids.